Syngnathoides biaculeatus (alligator pipefish) is the source of this 842-nucleotide messenger RNA. It is a transcript of the gene rab4b, whose product is annotated as RAB4B, member RAS oncogene family. Gene Ontology annotation, cellular component: endosome. The coding region runs from base 172 to 813 and encodes 213 amino acids. Gene Ontology annotation, biological process: regulation of endocytosis; Rab protein signal transduction. NCBI's taxonomy places the organism in Eukaryota, Metazoa, Chordata, Actinopteri, Syngnathiformes, Syngnathidae. The record is from RefSeq and is a predicted model, not a curated record. The transcript has 7 exons. Gene Ontology annotation, molecular function: GTPase activity; GTP binding.
CAAACACGUUGGGCGACGCAUGACGUCAUCAGGCAGCUUCCGCGUCUGGCUUGGCUCAGUUGGCUGUGACCAAAGCGAAAGCAGCUCAGACGGAAUCGACUGCAUUAGAUAAAAAAAAAAAAAACGCCCGACUUUCCAAGAGACUACUCUAAUACGGCGAGGGGGCCCAACAUGUCCGAGACAUACGACUUCCUCUUUAAGUUCUUGGUGAUUGGCAGCGCCGGGACAGGGAAAUCCUGCCUCCUCCAUCAGUUCAUUGAGAACAAAUUCAAACAGGACUCCAACCACACCAUCGGUGUAGAGUUUGGUUCCAGAGUGGUCAAUGUCGCAGGGAAGACGGUCAAACUGCAGAUCUGGGAUACUGCCGGCCAGGAGCGCUUCCGGUCUGUGACGCGGAGCUACUAUCGCGGAGCAGCCGGAGCACUUCUUGUCUAUGAUAUUACCAGCCGUGAGACAUACAACGCCCUAACCAACUGGCUGGCUGACGCACGUACACUAGCGAGCCCCAACAUUGUCAUCAUCCUGUGUGGCAACAAGAAGGACCUGGAGGCCGAACGAGAGGUCACCUUCCUGGAGGCGUCACGCUUCGCUCAGGAGAACGAGCUGAUGUUCUUGGAGACCAGCGCUUUAACGGGGGAGAAUGUGGAAGAGGGCUUCCUUAAGUGCGCUCGCACUAUCCUCAACAAAAUCGACUCAGGUGAGUUAGAUCCAGAGAGGAUGGGCUCGGGCAUCCAGUACGGGGACGCUUCGCUGAGGCAGCUGCGACAGCCACGAGGCAGCACCGCACAGAACAAGCAGCAGUGCAGUUGCUAGGGUUCCGCAUUCCUCCCCGCCGCUCCAUU